AGGAGCGUACAAAUCAACUAAAUUCGCUCCUCCCUGUCUCCAAGCCGAUCCUUUCCCCUUUUCGUAAUUUUUUUUCCCUCCACUCUUUCUUUUCCGAUCCCGCGGUUUCCUCUUCCCUCUCGGCGACGCCGCCCAGAUACCCCAGCCGAUGGAAGAGAGUAUCUUUCGGCAACUGCAGCAAACCCUAAACGACGAUCCGAACAACCCCACCCACCACUACAAUCUCGGUCUCUUCUUGUGGAAAAAGUGGGAAAGAAUAGAUGGAGAGGAAUCGAAGAAAUACAAGGAGAAGGCAGCUGAGCAUUUCUUGGCCUGUGCGAAGCUGAACCCCAGUGAAGGUGCCGCGUUUCGGUUCCUAGGGCACUACUACAGCCAGGUCUCGGCAGACGCACAGAGGGCUUCCAAGUGCUACCAGAGGGCUGUGACCCUGAAUCCCGAUGAUUUUGAAGCCGGUGAAGGGCUGUGUGAUUCGUUGGAUGAAGAAGGAAAGGAAAGUUUGGAGAUUGCUUUGUGUAAAGAGGCAUCUGGGAAGUCCCCGAGAGCUUUUUGGGCGUACAGGAGAUUAGGAUACCUGCAGGUCCAUCAAAAGAAAUGGUCAGAGGCAGUACAAAACCUUCAGCAUGCAAUACGGGGAUAUCCAGCAUGCGCCGAUUUGUGGGAAGCACUUGGUCUUGCAUACCAAUGCUUGGGCAUGUUUACUGCAGCGAUAAAGUCUUACGGACGAGUCAUUGAAUUGGAUGACUCAAGAGUAUUUGCACUGAUAGAAAGUGGGAACAUUCAGCUUAUGCUUGGUUCAUUUAGAAAAGGAGUUGAGCAAUUUCGGCAUGCUUUAGAAAUAACACCUCAUAAUGUAUCCGCACACUUUGGACUUGCUUCUGGGCUGCUUGCGUGGUCGAAUGAUUGCAUAAAUUCUGGAGCAUUUGGUUGGGGUGCUUCUCUGUUAUUGGAAGCAUCAGAAGUUGCAGAAGCGAGUAUCCGUUUAUCAGGAAAUAUAUCUUCUUCUUGGAAAUUGCAUGGGGAUAUCCAGAUCACGUAUGCAAAAUGCUUUCCAUGGGAAGAUAGAAGGAAUAGUAGUGAAUUUGAUGCGGAAGCCUUUAAAGCCUCCAUCGUUGAUUGGAAGAAGACAUGCCUUUUGGCUGCAAAUGCUGCUAAGCAAUCAUACCAACGGGCUCUACACUUAAGCCCGUGGCAGGCCAAUAUCUAUGCUGAUAUUGCAAUCUCUGUGGAUCUCAUUUCCUCCCUGGAAGAGAAAGACACAUCAGACAUGGAUGCUUGGCAACUAGCAGAGAGGAUGUCAUUAGGUGCGCUGAUUCUCGAGGGAAGUAACAAGGACUUCUGGGUUAUAUUGGGUUGUUUGUCUACAAAUCAUGCAUUGAAGCAGCAUGCUCUUAUUCGAGGAUUGCAGCUGGAUAUGUCUCUUUCUGCAGCAUGGGCAUACCUGGGGAAGCUCUAUAGAAAAUUAGGCGAAAAACAAUUGGCAAGGAAAGCAUUUGAUCAUGCUAGAAGCAUUGAUCCUUCACUAGCAUUACCAUGGGCUGGCAUUUCAGUUGACUCUCAUGGCAGCUCACAAUCCGAGGCUUAUGAAAACUGCCUUCGUGCUGUGCAGAUACUGCCUCUCCCAAAAUUUCAAGUUGGUCUUGGAGCACUUGCAAUUCCUUCUGGUCAACUACUAUCUCCUAAGGUAUUUGGAGCCAUACGCCAGGCUAUUCAGCGAGCGCCUUACUCUCCUGAGGCACAUAAUUUAAAUGGCUUGCUAUGUGAAGCACGAUCAGAUUACCAGUCUGCGAUCACUGCCUAUCAGCAAGCCCGAUGUGCUUUGCAUAUGGAGCACAAUUCAGUGGCAGACCUGAGAUCUCAUAUUGCUGAUGUGUCAGUUAAUCUUGCCAGAGCACUCAUUAAGGUCGAGUAUUUAUGGGCAGGACAUGCAAAUAAUGCUGCAGAAAUGUGUGAUUAUUUGAAGAAAGAAGGUUUGUUUGAUAGCAAGGGCUUGCAAAUCUAUGCUGUUGCAUUGUGGAAAAUUGGACAGUAUGACCAAGCUCUCUCCAUGGCAAGAAAUUUGGCUCAAAGUGUCUCAACCAUGAAGCAAACAUGUGCAGCUGCUGCGCUGGGGUUGAUAUGCAGUUUGAUAUACAGAAUUUCAGGAAGGGAUUCUGCAGUUGCAACCAUUCAAAAAUUUCCUCCUGAACUUUUACAAAGUACAAGAAUGAUGUUUACGCUCUCUGCGCUGAAUGCUCUAGACCCAAGCAAUCAGUUGCAGCUGCUUCUUCCAAGUCCUCAAAAUGUUAAAUCUCGUGAUGUGGUCACUGAGAUUUACUCCAUAAUUGCUAUCAGCAAAAUGAUCGGCCAUGGAUUAAAACAAAAUUUGGAUAUUGACGGUGGGGUGGAUUACCUGAGAAAAGCUCUUCAUUUGUAUCCCAACAGUAGUUUAAUAAGAAGCCAGCUUAGUUCACUUCUACUAUCCAGUGGAGAUUGGAUGGCUUCCCACAAAGCAGCUAGAUGCACUGCCACACCAAAUGGACACAUUGUUAAGAAAGAAUUAGAAUUGUCAUAUAAAAUUCAUGGUGCUGCAGUUGUUGCUUGCUAUGCUAGCUGUUCCAACAAUCCAAAGUUUUCUUUUCCAACCUGCAAAGACCAGCCUGCACAUGGAACAAAUGUCAUACACAGUAUGCAAAGAUGGUUGCAUCAAGAACCGUGGAACUUGGAUGCACACUACCUUCUUGUACUUAAUGUUCUACAAAAAGCUCGUGAAGAAAAAUUUCCUCAACAUCUCUGUUCUACUUUGAAACGUCUACUUUUAGUUGCUCUGUCCAAAGAAAUAUAUAUGAAGGAAAAUAAACUACAUCAGUAUCAAAAGUUUGUGCUUCUGCUCUGUGCUUCAGAGGUCAGUUUGCAGUGUGGUGACUAUCAUGGUGGUGUCAAGCAUGCUACUGAUGCAUUAGGAAUUCUUCCUCCCAACAGUGAUCCCUUUUUUGCACGCUUACAAUUGUGUCGUGCUUAUGCAGCAGGAGAGGAUUUUUUGAACCUUAAAAAUGAGUACAUGAAUUGCUUGCAGAUUAAGACAUUUAAUCAAAUUGGUUGGAUAUCACUAAAAUAUAUUGAAUCCAGAUACCAAUUGCAAAACAAUUCAAAUGCAAUAGAUAUGUACUUUCAUAUGUGCUCCACAGGGAAAGGGGCUUCCUCAAAUAUAUGGGAGGCUGUCUUUUAUUUAGCCUGUGCUCAAUCCUUUAUAUGGGAUCAGGAUUACUUACGUGCGGAACAAGCUUUAGCACAUGCCUGUGCAAUAGGAGAUGCGGAGAGCUGCCUCUUACUCUUUCAUGGUGCCGUCUCCAUGGAGCUUGCUAGGCAACAACCAGGUCCUCAAUUUUUAUCCCGUGCAGUAAGCAGCCUCACCAAGGCCCAGGAGACCUCACCUGUUCCUUUACCUAUUGUUUCCUUGUUGUUGGCUCAAGCAGAAGCUAGCCUUGGUGCAAAAGCUAAGUGGGAGAGGAACCUUCGAGUCGAAUGGUUCUCUUGGCCAGCAGAAAUGAGGCCUGCUGAGUUGUAUUUCCAAAUGUACUUGCUUGCAAGGCAGUUGAAUGCAAGCUCCAGCCAACAUUCUGGCAUAGAAUCCAUGCAAAUCCCAAAGAAUUGGGUUCUUCAAGCAGUACAUUUGAAUCCAUCUUGUCUGAGAUACUGGAAGGUUUUGCAGAAGCUUUCUGAGGGAUAGCAACUUGCUUCUCUGGCUCUAUGCGAUUUGUGCAAUUCUUUUGCAUAUCCUGUUGAUUCAAUAUAGCUGACUUGAGUUGCGCCCCUACAGUGGCUGGUGUGGAUCCAAACACUGAUUGCCAUGAUACUAGCAAAUUCCACCCAUGUGUGAGUGGCUUCUGGGUUGCGGCGACUUUUCUUGAUCUCACUGUCUGUACAUGUUAAGUUGAUUUUGUUGUACAUUAGUGUAUAUCGGAUAAAGCGCUCAUUGUAUCUAGAUUCAUGUUUCAUCGUUGCUCUUAUCUACUUUGCAAUGUUUGCCAUCUA
Messenger RNA from Phoenix dactylifera (date palm), 4011 nucleotides. NCBI's taxonomy places the organism in Eukaryota, Viridiplantae, Streptophyta, Magnoliopsida, Arecales, Arecaceae. The record is from RefSeq and is a predicted model, not a curated record.